AUGUCGCUCUCGAUUUCUCAGCCUGCAACUACGGUUCUGCUAGGCACCGCUCUCAUUAAAAUUACUGCUACUAAUGGAAUCUCUCAUGUCUUUCGAUGUCUGCUCGACAGUGGAAGUCAACUCAACUUCAUGACAGAGAGGGCAGCACAGCUAUUAAACGUCUCUCGUCACCGCUCUACUCACACAAUCGUGGGAAUCUCUGCAUCGCAAUCCUCGACAAAGGGACAUGCACUCCUAGAACUAUCCACACUAGGCAGUGAAGUAAUUGCUUCAAAUCAACCUUUCCAUAUUCUAGAUAGAAUUUCCGCUCCUUUGCCUCGUACUCAACUCUCUUUUGAGGUUUACAAACUGGUAAAACCUUUUGUCCUCGCAGAUCCGACCUUUCAUAUUCCUCAGAAUAUUGACAUUCUCAUAGGAGGUGCUUUGUUUCCAGAACUUCUUACUCAUCAAUCCUACCCAUUGGGCUCAAACCUUCCAUUCGUUAUUGGAACACGAUUGGGAUUUGUGUUAAUGGGCAAUGCACCAACUUUGUCUAACUCUUCUCCCACCUCAUGCCAUUCAUCUCUACUAUCCACUACAGACGAGUUACAUAAUACUCUACUUCGCUUUUGGCAACAAGAAGAGGUACCGCAGUGCAAUCUUAUCUCUGAAGAUGAUCGCCUCGCUGAAGAUCACUUCAAAUUAACUCACUCCCGCUCUCCAGAUGGAACAUAUGUGGUUCAACUCCCUUUCAAGGACCAACAUCAACCUCUGGGCACUUCAAAAUCUGCUGCUGAACAUAGACUUCACUCAAUUGAACGAAAGUUUGAAUCCAACUCUAAUUUCAAGGAAUUGUAUACACAGUUUAUGACUGAAUAUGAACAUCUCGGACACAUGGUCAAAGCAUCCCCUUCCGAUCUUUCGCAACCACACUACUAUCUGCCUCAUCACGGUGUACAGAAGGAAACCAGUAGUACAACCAAACUUCGUACAGUUUUUGAUGGUAGUUGCAAAACCAGUACCGGUGUCUCACUAAAUGAUAUUCUUUUAACCGGUCGCAAACUUCAGAUUGACAUUUGUGACAUUUUGCUGAAUUUUCGUUCACAUAAUUAUGUGUUCAGUUGCGAUAUAAGGAAAAUGUAUCGUUGCAUUCAAGUUCAUCCUGACGACCAGAAGUAUCAGUUAAUUCUAUGGCGUGAUCCAAAGACUCAAGAAAUCUCCACAUACAAAUUAACGACAGUUACAUACGGUCUAAGCAGUUCACCUUUCCAUGCCAUCAGAACGUUACAUCAACUUGCUGACGACGAAGGAGGGUCGUUCCCAGCAGCAGCCAAAGUUCUACGGGAUAAUACGUAUGUGGAUGACGUCAUCUGA
Macrosteles quadrilineatus (aster leafhopper) is the source of this 1353-nucleotide messenger RNA. RefSeq lists its product as uncharacterized. The transcript has a single exon. Bases 1 to 1353 code for a protein of 450 amino acids. NCBI's taxonomy places the organism in Eukaryota, Metazoa, Arthropoda, Insecta, Hemiptera, Cicadellidae. The record is from RefSeq and is a predicted model, not a curated record.